Paramecium primaurelia is the source of this 358-nucleotide messenger RNA. NCBI's taxonomy places the organism in Eukaryota, Ciliophora, Oligohymenophorea, Peniculida, Parameciidae. The record is from the annotation of a GenBank genome assembly.
AUAUACUCUAUGGGAACAUAAAGUCAAAAAUAAUAAUAACCAAAACCUCAAGACAAAUAUUCUCAAAAUGGAUAAGAAUAAUUAUAACCAAAUUAAGACAGAAACGAGCAUAAAAACAAUAAUCGUAUGAUAAAAAUAAUUAUUCUAUUAGUCAUCUAGCAUGUUGAUGAAAAGGAUGCUUCUAAAUAGUAAUAAUAAUUAUAAGAAUAAUCAGAAAUCUCAAGGGAAGUUGAUGAAUUAUAGAAAGAUGUGAUAGAAAAAUUAAAUGAAGUAAUGUAUAUUUUGAAAUUAGUUGGAUUUAGCUAUGGAAGAAUUCAUAAAUAAAAUAAAUAAAAAUCCCUAAUAAGAUUAAGAGUGA